AUGGUGAUGAUAUUAUACAUGGAGAUGCUAUUAUUGAUAUUGAUGGUACCAGAGGUGUUCGACUUUGACAUGCAGUGUCCUAAAUCAGGAUUUAAACGUGUCCUUAGACCAGCAUUUGAUUCAGAACUUUGUUCAUCAAAAAGAUACCAGCCCUUUCAUUUCAACACAACUGGUCACAACGUUUGUGUGUUUGAUAAGUCAGUCUGUUCGGAGGAAGGACAGCUAGCAUACGAUACAGGGACAACAAUCAAAGAUCGAACAUGUCGUUGCGACUACACAAGAGGUUAUGUAUUCAUAAUGAAACCUAACCAAACCGGUGGCUGUUUCUGUAUCCCAUCAGAGGAAGACUGCUCUUGUACAUUAAAAAAAUGUGAAAAGGAUUUUAUUUUAUCAGCAGAUUAUAAGUGCAUCGGACAAGAUGUAUUACCAACUGAUAAUGCUUGUCCAACAAUUCAAGUAAAUGAGAAAAAUACAACCAUACAAAUGACGUUAAAUUUACAAAACAAAGGUGAGAGAAGAACUGUACCUGUAAUUCCUGUAAUUGGUUUCUGGAUAGUGAUAAUCGCAUUGCCAUUUGUGCUAUUUGGUGUUGAAAGAAUAAAGGAUUAUUUCACAAGGGCUUUAAUUAUGUCGCCUUUGGAAGAUAUAACAUGUAUCGAAGGUCAGACAGCUGUAUUUACCUGUGAAUUGAGAAAAACCAACAUGAAAGUAAAAUGGUUAAAAGACUCGAAUAUUCUUUACGAAACUGGUGAUAGCAUGAUCAUUAAAAGUGAAGACAAAGUCCAUGUUCUAAUAGUUAAUAAUACGAAGAAGCUCGACAACGGUCUGUACUCAAUUUGUAUAAAUAAAGAAUCAUCAACAGCUCACCUAAAAGUGCGUGGAGUCGAACUGACGGUUGAGGAAGUUAACUAUCUGCGUUUGGUCCAUCUGAUGCUUCGAAUUGCAACACCUGUAGUUAGAGCGGUGUUUGACACGGAGUUUGACCCGAACCAACUGAGAAGUGGACAGAUUUUCAAAAGAAAUGAAAUUGAAAAAUUGGUCAAACAAAAACAUUUGACUGAGAAAGAUAGAGAUGUUGUACUUCCUGUUACACGCAACCCAUUCCCAUCAUCGGAGAAUUUUGAUAUAAAGCAAAUGAUAACCCUAAUAAGAAACUUCACCGAAAUCGAAAUAGUUGACGUUCUUCCGAAGUCCAGUAAUAAAAGUAAAGGAGCAGAUUUAUCAAGACUAAAGUUUUAUCGGAAUACGAUUGUCCAUAACGACGGAAGCUUUUCGAAAGAGGAUUUUACUUCAUAUUGGAACGAUAUAUGUAAGGCUGUUGUUCGACUGGGAGUAAAUGACAUUAACCAGGGGAAUACACCUAGAGAUGAACAUGACCCUUUAGCAAAAGCAAUACUUGAAUCAGUUGCAAAAGAUUACGAAGAAGGGAGAAACAGCAUUAAACAGUCUAUAACGAAAGAGGAGUUGCUGUAUCUUCGAAUUGUGCACCUGCUACACAGGGAGGCCUGUCCAGCUGUUAGAGUGAAAUUUGACGUUCUGUUUCCUCUAUUUAGCCUUAAACAAAUUCUUCAAGCAAAAGUCCAAAUUUUGUCUAAACAGAAAGGAAAGAAAAUUAGCCACGUACAAUGGGACCUAAUAUAUCCUAAAACAGGUAUUCCACUAUCCAGAAAUUUUAGCUUACAACUAAUGGCUACAUGUAUUUGGUUUGCAAGCGACAGAGAAAAGAUAACAAUGGAUGAAUGGCAAGCCAUACAGGAACUAGAAAAAUACAUUUAUAAAGUUGAACAACAUAAAGGUUUCCUAAACAUGACUGAUUUUAACAAAUACUGGGAUGAAAUUAGCAAGAGAAUUCUUUUCAUAGGAGGUGAAAAUUUUACAAGAAGCACUACCUACCUAGCUUUAAACACAGAACAUAAUACAAUCUCUGAAAGCACUGCAUCAUAGUGUUGAAGAUUAUACAAAACAAACAUAUUUUGAUGGACUCAACGUGAUAGGUACAGAUUAUGUAUAAUUAUAUAUUGUGUGCAUCGUUUAUUGUAUCCAAUGUUAAUUCAUGAUUUUGGCAUCAAGUUUCAACAACACAAGUGAAAGGAUUUGAAUCGUCCAUGUUAUAAUCAUAUCGAGAUCAUCUACGUAAUCUGGAAGAUUGUUCCCAAUUGAAAAAAAAACCGCUUUGUCAACAAAGUUCAGAUGAUCUGAGUCAUAAUACCCGAACUUUAUCGCAUGCGAUAGCGAGGGAUAUUAUCGAAAAUAUGUGUGUACAUGCACAUAAGUUACAAGACAUGUGAAUAAAUUGGGUGUAGUUUGUUACAGUAACAAUACGUACAUCUGUGAUUCUGUGUCAAGUAAAGUUAUAUCGAUAAAUGUAUCAUUCUGGGUUUUUUUAUAAAGAGAAAGAAGCAAGUCAUAAUAUAAUCUGUUAUGAUGCCAUAUGACAUCAGUGAUUUUGGUUUCGUAAGGUGUUUUCUUGUUUGCAUGUUU
Molecule: messenger RNA, 2481 nt
Organism: Mytilus trossulus (common blue mussel)
Lineage: Eukaryota; Metazoa; Mollusca; Bivalvia; Mytilida; Mytilidae
Exons: 15
Coding region: 1-1944 (647 amino acids)
Source: RefSeq, a predicted model, not a curated record